This is a messenger RNA of Candoia aspera, 1383 nucleotides long. RefSeq names its product deoxycytidine kinase (gene DCK). Gene Ontology annotation, molecular function: deoxycytidine kinase activity; ATP binding. Gene Ontology annotation, cellular component: cytoplasm. The coding region runs from base 421 to 1185 and encodes 254 amino acids. Gene Ontology annotation, biological process: nucleobase-containing compound metabolic process. Lineage: Eukaryota; Metazoa; Chordata; Lepidosauria; Squamata; Candoiidae. The transcript is spliced from 7 exons. The record is from RefSeq and is a predicted model, not a curated record.
GGCUAGCCUUCCCUUUCCCUUUUCCACUUGAAGCCGGCACUGGCGCCUCGCAGGCGAGUCCGUUUAGCUGUGUUCGGCUUUUUACUUUUAGGUCGCCCUCUACGCUGACGGCGGUCGCGUUUCGACCUGAUCUUUUCGGUCCCUCUCGGGCCGCUGUAGCGAAGCCAGAAGCGAUUGAAGAGGUUGCGAGACAACAGCCGUAGACCAGGACGCGAAAAUGAGGCCAGUGGGAGGAGCCCUCGCGUGACGUCACUGGGCGGUGCGGCCAACCCCUAUCGAUCCCGCGCCAAAUUCGAACGCCGGCGGGCAGACAAAGCGGCGUUUGGCGAAGUCGACGCAGCGGCCAUCCGCGCUUUUUGUCCUUACUGCGGUGCCGUUUCUCUCCGGGGGAGCUCCGUUUCGUUCCGUCGCGCCGUUUCCAUGGCAUCCCCACCCAAACGAAGCCGGAGCAGCGUGAAGAAGAUCGCCAUUGAGGGUAACAUAGCUGCAGGCAAAUCUACUUUCGUGAAUAUUCUCAAAAAAGGCCGAGAGGAAUGGGAAGUUGUUCCAGAGCCAGUGGCAAGAUGGUGCAACGUUCAGGACGGCCAAGAUGACUGUGAGGAGCUGACAGCCUCACAAAAGAGUGGUGGCAACCUACUUCAGAUGAUGUAUGAGAAGCCUGAGAGAUGGUCAUUUACGUUUCAAGCCUACGCCUGUCUGAGCAGAAUCAGGGCUCAGCUCAUGUGUUUUGAUGGGAAACUAAAAGAAGCUGAGAACGCUGUGGUUUUCUUUGAAAGAUCAGUUUAUAGUGACAGGUACAUCUUUGCAUCCAAUUUGUAUGAAUCUGACUGUAUAAAUGAAACAGAGUGGACUAUUUAUCAAGACUGGCAUAAUUGGAUGAAUCGGCAGUUUGGGUCAAGCCUUGAACUGGAUGGCAUUAUUUAUCUCCGAGCUACUCCUGAAAAAUGCUUGAAUAGGAUUUACAUCCGUGGAAGGGAUGAAGAACAAGGCAUUCCCAUAGAAUACCUGGAGAAACUUCAUUACAAACAUGAAAGCUGGCUCCAGCAUAGGACGUUACCAAUGGAUUUUGAAUACUUGCAAGAGAUACCCAUUCUAACACUGGAUGUAAAUGAAGAUUUCAAAGGCAACAGAGACAAACAAGAAAAUAUGAUUGAGAAGGUCCAAGAAUUUUUGAGUACUUUAUAGCGCAUCCAGAAGUCUAACUGAAGCAGAGAGUUCCCAGCAUGCCUAUCACUAAUUUUACCAGUGCUGCUUUUGCUUAACCAGGUUCAACUUUGUGUGGUUAAAUAUUGCAAGGAGCUGGUUUUCUGUUUGCUGUGUGUCCAGGUUCCUUAGGUGAGUCUCUGCUGGGAAUGAUCAUCUGUUGCCAAAAAAAAAAAACAA